Molecule: messenger RNA, 3749 nt
Organism: Calypte anna (Anna's hummingbird)
Lineage: Eukaryota; Metazoa; Chordata; Aves; Apodiformes; Trochilidae
Gene: ARMH3
Product: armadillo like helical domain containing 3
Exons: 26
Coding region: 692-2761 (689 amino acids)
Biological process (GO): regulation of Golgi organization
Cellular component (GO): cytosol
Source: RefSeq, a predicted model, not a curated record
AGCCGCUCCCAGGCUUGGGUGCUCCGCAGGCUCGGUUCCGGGCGCCGGGCAGCCUCCUCCCGCCCUUUGGGCAGCCGGUGCUGUCGGCACCUUACCGGGGGGCUCCGGGGAGGGGCGGCGAAGCCUGCUUUGCCAGGGCACCUCGUUGCUCGCCCUACCCUGGCCGCCUCUUGGGGACUUGGGGCAUGCGGGAGUAGUUUGAGACGAGUCUGUUGCUUGAGGAGUUGUCGGUCCCUUUCUGCCUCCUGCGUUGCUGCUGUUACCCAUGAUAACGCUUUUCCACUGCUUGCCUAACCCAGCGCACCCAGGGGUGCCUGCCGUGUGAGAAGCCGGCCCAGCCCGGCCCUUCGGCUCUGCUGAUGCGGCUGAUGGGCCACAGUGUCAGCUGGCUGCUGAAGUGGUUUGGGUUCAAGAUGCCUCUUGAAGAGUGAUAAGCAGGGCAUAUUCUUUUAUCACUGAUCUGGUUUAGCUCGCAGUCCUACAAGCACUUGUAUCUGCAAAGCAAAGGGGAGUAGUGAAGGAAUGGGAACUCUUUAGUAUGCAGAAGGCAGAGGCAGCUUGCCACAUAAGCAUGUUUGCAGCCCCAGUCAGAGCCCUGUUGCCUAUGUCGCUGUAACAAAUUCUGCUCUGAAGCAGAGACUCUAAUCUGAAAAUGUGAUGAGAGCCAAUUCGGGCUGAGCAGGUAUACAACAUGGCCCAAACAGAGAAGAAAGGUGGACUGCUACGGAAAUCUUCAGCCUCCAAGAAGCCAUUGAAGGAGAAAGUUGUGUUGAUGUAUGAUGAGAUUUUCACGACGGAGGACCCUAGUAAAUGCAACCCGAGGUUUUGGGAGGAGCUGUUUCUCAUGAAGGUCAACUUGGAAUAUCUAGAAGGGAAGCUGGAGGCUCUGGAUGGAGAAGAGUUGAUGAAGAUAAAAGAUAACAUCAACUGCUUGUUUCAGCACUGCAUCCAGGCACUGGGUGAGGACCACCCAAUCAGAGUGGUCAAUGCUUUACAGACUUUGUGUGCGUUGAUCCGGGGUGUCCAUCAGAAGAACAAAUCCACUUCUGGUUUUGAUAUCAUCAACAUGCUUGUGGGUUUUGAUAAGGCAGAGCUAUGUAUGAAGAAUCUGAUGGAGAGCUUGGACUCACUUCUCUGUGCAGAAGGUUCUGAAAGCCUCAAAAGCUUGUGUCUGAAGCUACUUCUCUGCUUAGUGACGGUGACAGAUAACAUUAGCCAGAAUACAAUCCUGGAAUAUGUGAUGAUUAACAGCAUAUUUGAAGCUAUUUUACAGAUCCUGUCAAGCCCCCUUAGUCGCAGGGAACAUGGCUAUGAUGCUGUUGUCCUUCUUGCCUUACUGGUCAACUACAGAAAAUAUGAGUCUGUGAAUCCCUACAUCGUGAAGCUCUCCAUUGUAGAUGAUGAGGCCACACUCAAUGGAAUGGGACUUGUAAUUGCCCAGGCUUUAUCAGAAUAUAACAGGCAGUACAAAGACAAGGAAGAGGAGCACCAGAGUGGUUUCUUCUCAGCCCUAACUAAUAUGGUGGGCAGCAUGUUCAUAGCAGAUGCUGAUGAGAAGAUCUCAGUCCAAACGAAUGAAGCAAUCCUUCUGGCCCUCUAUGAAGCUGUUCACUUAAACCGGAAUUUCAUCACAGUUCUAGCACAAAGCCAUCCUGAAAUGGGGCUGAUGACAACACCGACAAGCCCAAUUCCAGUGACACCUGUCACUCCACUUGGAACCACCCCACCUUCUUCAGAUGUUAUAAGUUCUGCAGAGCUCCCUUUGGACGCUGAUGUGCAAACUAGCAACUUGCUGAUAACCUUCCUGAAGUACAGCUCGAUUGUGAUGCAGGACACAAAAGAUGAACACCGGCUACACAGUGGGAAGCUGUGUCUGAUUAUCCUGACAUGCAUAGCAGAGGAUCAGUAUGCUAAUGCUUUUCUCCAUGAUGACAACAUGAAUUUUCGAGUAAACCUACACAGGAUGCCAAUGAGACAUCGGAAAAAAGCAGCAGACAAGAACCUGCCCUGUCGCCCGCUGGUGUGUGCAGUGCUUGAUUUGAUGGUGGAGUUCAUUGUAACACACAUGAUGAAAGAAUUUCCUAUGGAUCUCUAUGUACGGUGCAUUCAGAUUGUGCACAAGCUGCUGUGCUACCAGAAGAAAUGCAGAGUGAGGCUUCAUUACACCUGGAGGGAGCUCUGGUCAGCUUUGAUCAACUUGUUGAAGUUCCUCAUGUCUAAUGAGACUGUGUUGCUAGCCAAGCACAACAUCUUCACCCUUGCUCUUAUGGUUGUGAACCUGUUCAACAUGUUCAUCACUUAUGGAGACACCUUUCUUCCCACUCCGAGCAGCUAUGAUGAGCUGUAUUAUGAAAUCAUUCGGAUGCAUCAGAAUUUUGAUAACCUUUAUUCUAUGGUUCUAAGGCUGUCUACCAAUGCUGGUCAAUGGAAAGAGCCUGCAAGCAAGGUGACCCAUGCAUUAGUCAACAUUAGAGCCAUCAUCAACCACUUCAACCCGAAGAUAGAGUCUUAUGCUGCAGUGAAUCACAUUUCGCAGCUCUCCGAGGAUCAGGUUUUGGAAGUGGUACGAUCCAACUAUGACACACUCACCCUGAAACUGCAGGACGGACUGGACCAGUAUGAGCGCUACUCAGAGCAACAUAAAGAGGCUGCAUUCUUCAAAGAGCUGGUUCGGUCCAUCAGCAUCAAUGUGAGGAAGAACCUUGCUUUCAACACUCUGAGCCAGGAACUGCUGCUGAAGGAAUUCUCUACGAUCUCUUGAAGCAGGAACUCAGCCACUGCGCAGGGCUGACCAGAGAUGGGUCUGUGUGGGCAGGGACACUACAGAUCUGCAGCCAGUCACCCCUUGCCUUCCAUCUGCAGAAGGGACUGCAUUUCUUCUAGGGGAGAGCCUUGCUGCUCUGUGUUUGAUCCCAAAGGCAUGCGUUUCAACUGGACUGGGGCUGAGGAGAGGUGAUCAACGUGCUGAAUAGGAGGAAGCAAAUUUUGUAAGGUGUCAUAGGGAUGGGCAACUCUUCCCAUGACAUAGCAGUGGGAGAUUCCCUCUGCAGCCUCAGGGAAGAUUCACUGGAAGUCUUUGUAGCAGAGCUGGGGAGAGCUCACAACCAAAAUAAUAAAAUCAGUCCAGCUGUGAGACAGUUCUGGGUUGCUCACCUGCUCUACGAGGAAAGCUCUCUGAUCCCAGGUGAGGGCUGUUUUUUUCUGCCUGGAUGAACCUGCAAUGUAGGUCAAAUCCACUGCUGUCCCAUUAGGGGCAGCUUUGGGAUAUAAAGCAGUUUCCCCAAGGAGCACAUUCGGUGCACUGCUAGCUCUUGAUGUUAGAAGGUGUCACUUGAACCAAACCAUCAAACUGCUGUAGAAGGAGAAACUUUCCCUCCAAGACUCUUGGCUUACAGGGUCCAGUCUGAGCCAGUAUGCCAGAGUAUGGGUCAUCAAAGAGAGCACUUUGUAACUGGAAACCAGCUCUGUUUGGGAUCACUGUUGCUUCCAGUAGCCCAGCUUAUCUCUGCUGUUUCUUAUGCUGAGGGACUUUUUUUAGAUAUUACGUUUCCAUGGGGUGGAGGGCAGGCUGACCCCUCUAUCCAUUCCCCUUUCCGCCCUUCAGAGACUGCAUUGUGACAAUCCUCCUCUUCCUCACUGGAACGUCUGCCUUCCACAUGUUUGCAUAUGCCUGGUGACCUUCAGGAACUAAGAACUCCCUGGUUUUUCCCAUACGUGUAGCACACAAUUAAAAUGCAGCUGGAGAAGUA